This is a messenger RNA of Fonsecaea nubica, 552 nucleotides long. RefSeq lists its product as hypothetical. The transcript is spliced from 2 exons. The coding region runs from base 1 to 552 and encodes 183 amino acids. The record is from RefSeq and is a predicted model, not a curated record. Gene Ontology annotation, biological process: endoplasmic reticulum to Golgi vesicle-mediated transport. NCBI's taxonomy places the organism in Eukaryota, Fungi, Ascomycota, Eurotiomycetes, Chaetothyriales, Herpotrichiellaceae.
AUGUCAACGAACCGCUACUCGUCCUUAAAUCGGCGCGCCGCCCCAGCCUCGUCGGCCCUCUUUCAAGACUACCCCGGCUCGCGCCCAUCCUCCUCAUCCUCCGGGCAGAGGCCCAGCAGCUAUGCCUAUCCGACCUCACAACCAGCGAAUUCCUCUUCACCGUACCUGACACCGUACUCGUCCACAAACGGCCACAGCACGCCGCAGAGGCCGUCUUCGGGGUUUCGUCCCGCGACGCCCAACUCCAAGGGUCAAUAUUCCGCCUCGGUUCUGGAAGAACUCGAGUCUCAGAAUGAAAUCACCCAGACCACACUCCUGAGCCAAAAGGUGUCGCAGUUGAAGUCCCUCACUGUCGCCAUCGGCGAUGAAAUCCGCGACUCGUCCCAACUUGCGCAGUCGAUUAACGAUACCUUUGAGAAUACGGGCGUCAGGUUACGGGGCACGAUGAGGAGGAUGCUGCGCAUGGCAGAGCGGACUGGGGUGGGGUGGAGAGUGUGGGUGUUGUUUUUCAUCGCCGUGUGGGCUCUGUUUGCCUACGUGUGGCUAUUCUGA